Ilex paraguariensis (yerba mate) is the source of this 228-nucleotide messenger RNA. Lineage: Eukaryota; Viridiplantae; Streptophyta; Magnoliopsida; Aquifoliales; Aquifoliaceae. The record is from the annotation of a GenBank genome assembly.
AUGUACCAGUCUUUUGGUGGAAGGCUUAAGAUUGUUGGAAGAGUUGGUGUUGGGAUCGAUAACGUCGAUCUGGCUGUGGCAACGGAGCACGGGUGUCUUGUGGUUGAUGCGCUGACGGCUAAUAUGGUUGCGGCUGCGGAGCAUGGGAUCGCGCUUCUCACUGCUAUGGCGAGGAAUGUCGUUCAGGCUGAUGCAUUUGUCAAAGCUAGCCAGUUAUCAAUAAAUGUU